AGGUUGCACCUCCUAGUUUUCCACGUGGCAUGGAACGCCUCAAAACAACAACCUAACGUUGAGCAUACCGUCUCAUAGCAUUUAUUAACGCGUUGGCGAUGGGAAUAUCUCAUUCAGAGUGCACAUAUUUUAUGGAUGUAUGCUUGGAAACUUUUACUUCGGCGAUAUGUUGGCCAGACUUCCACGAGGAGCGGUCAACGAGCCUGGUCCCGAGGAUGAGUUUGUAAUGUGUAAGUUUUUGUACAAGGCUCCAGAUUUGAGAGCUAUGCGUCCUAGGUUUGUAAGUUGAUUCGGUUGACACUGUUGGAGGAUGAAGGCUAAUUCCAUCUAAAUUAAAAUAACACACUCUACUGCUGCCACCAAGUUGGCUCUUGGGUGUGAUGCCCCUCUAUCGCUUUCGAGAUUUCCCUAAGGAGGUCCAUGGCACUCCCUGAGCGAUGGAAGAUAGCUGUGGCAUAUAAACUCGUUUAUUCUCUAAGCAAAAUGAUAUUCCUAUAUUGCAAAAUUACGAGGUAGAAUUUGGGAGAAGCUUUCAUGCGGGUCACCACACGGAUCAAUUUGGACUGUGUUUCGAACUCUUCAGCGUUGUCGCUGCUCCUCUUUCUCGUAGCGACUUUUCCCCUUGCGGUGAAUUUCGAGAAGUUACCCUAUUGCCUCUAUUUCGUGUUAUGUAGCUGUUUGUUAUGAAGAGCGAGAGGUGAAUUCUUCGGAUUUAGCCCAGCUGGGCGAGAGUUACUGCUAUAUCUUCGCGGUUCUCCUCCUUUCCCCCCCUUUCUCCUCUAUACUCCACUCAUCUCACGAUAAACAUCCUCAUUCUACCCUCGUCUUUUCAACAUUUCCAACAUCCAUUUUCCACAUCUUUCUACAGAACUUGCGAUCUGCACCCGUCACUCUUCGUUUUGAUCCUUUGCGAGAGCUCCUUCUGGUAGCGAACCUGAGAUUUGAAAGACGUGCUGCACCCAGUUUUCUUGUCCCUAAGACUGAUCAAAAAUCAUAUAACAAACUCUUGUGUUGUUAUUUAUUGUUUUACAAAACAUAGACAGGUUUAGAAUUUUUGACUAGAAGAAAUUUAUCACUGUCAAAAGCUUUAUCAAGCUUUUGAAAGAAAGAAUGGCUGAACAAAGAGUCAAUCAAUACACUUCUGUGUCAACUGCACAAUCAGAAACCGCAUCCACAGUGAUUCAUUGUCAGCAUUCAUCUCCUCCAGAGGCCAAUCACACUUGCCAUCACAUUGAAACCCAGAGCUGCAGUGAUGAGAACCUUCCUCCACUUUUAUUCCAGCUGGAUCCCCCGACUGCGCCUAGUACAACCCCAAUUCCCAACCUAGUUGAGAAUGGCCAGGAAGUUAAAGACCACGACGGGGCUGUGAUCCGUGACUUCCCAUUCCUGCCACGCUACAUAUCGAAGCGGCCCCUGGCCUGGCAGCUGGAGUACUGGAUGAGGUUGGAUUCACGACUGACAUAUCGGGAUAUCAAGGCCCGAAUGACAGUUGAGAAGGCCGACCUCCCCAGUGACAACUCCCUCAACAUGCGGCGAGAACGGGAGGCUCGCGCGCCUCUUGGGUUGUCAUGUUGGACAAUCCGGCGCGGGGCUGUGACAAGGGCCGAGAUAGAGCGGGUGGAAAAGUUGAAUCGAGAGCAGGUGCGGCUAAAUACCACAAUGGACGUGGAAUACUCUGACAAGUUAGCCGAUGAGCGGGCAGCUGUGCCAGAACGUCUUCGAGCAAGGAACCUUGCUGGUACUCCGCCAGCUUGUUACCCUUUGGACAUGUUUCUGGUGAACAACCUAUUUCAUGUCCCAAGUACCAGGCUGGCGGAGGCGUUAGCUUUGCACGAGCAGCUGUUGGAGGCGGUCGCAAACUCCAACGUCAACAACUGGCGAGAACUCCCGCUCGACCAGCUUCCUCCUUCCUGGGACCGAAGAAGGGGGAAUAAUCGACGAGCAGACGCGACCGCCCCGGACGACGCAUCUCGAGAAGCAGCACCACACCAGGUCCAAGGAACGGGCGGACAAGCCAAUCCCAGUCCAGUUGGUCCGAACGAUAAUGACCAACAGGUUGGGAUUACCAGGCUUCUCAACCCGUCCCAGGGCCCUGCUCUCCCCGGAGCCGCCACUCUCAAUGACCAGUUUACUGGAACUGGUCAGACAAAUAUAUCGAGCGGCACCGCUGGAUAUCAUACCUGGGAAGGGGUGGGAGAUCCGCAAAUCCCAGCCGCUGUGGGGUUUCCAAAUGAAUUUGGAUAUGGGUUUGGGGGUAUGCGCCACGGCCUGCUAGGGUUUAGAGAGACAUUUGGCUCAGACAACGAUUUCGGUUAUCAACCGAACCCAUCUGUCACUGCGAACCCGGGUGUCGAUCAGGAAGGGUACGAUCCGUACAUCGGCCAUCACUUACCUGCCUCCAUUCCCCAUAAUUACAACCCCUUUGGCCCGCAGCAGCAGCAGGAGAUGCAGCCCAUUGUCUCUAGCCCUCAGACGACCUCACCGAGUGGCCAUCGCCAACCAGGUCCAUCAAUGGCACAAAGCGACCCACAGCGCUCGCCUGGUUGGAUGGCCCCCUGUUCUGAUGAUAUGGAUGUGUCCACGCCAGUCAACCAAGAACAGGACGAAGAGGAGUUUCACCGGUUCAACGGCUCGGGCCCACAUUCAAUUCGCCAGAACCCAGCUCAUCGCCUGAACAUUGAUACGGACGCUAUCAUGCAGCGCAAUGAUCCGUUUAGACGUCUUCAAGAACGGCUCGCGCCCGUUAGUUCCUUCGAAGACUUCAUGGAGGACGAAAUGGGGCAAUAGAAACCAAUUGGCUCCCUGCUUUUCUAAAGGUUGUUACAACCACCUCAUGUGGUUGGAAAUUAAAUAGAACCUGACCGCCAAGCUACUAGGUUUAAAUUUCCUCUCCAAGUUCCAAAAAUCUCAACUUCCGAAUGGCUUUUUCAAAGCGCGAUUAUAUGAACUCUUUUUCUUUCACUUUACCGAAGAUACCCAAAGCCAUGUCUACCAAACUUUCUUCUUUGCUACAUGUAAAGAUUUUGCAAAUUCCUUUCACGCCCAGGUUCAAAAUUUCUAUCGCCGUCCACGUGAACCAUUGGCCCAGGGGUAUUCCUGGCAGCUUACGACCAUCCGACCUAGCGACAGGAUACAUGUCCAAGCCGGAGUUUUCAAAACGAGAGGGUAGAAAAUUCUAUUUAGUUAUCGUGGUUACGAAUAGGCUGCAUACAGCGUGUUGAUAUCCCUAUUUUGAUUUUGAAUUGCCCGAUUCUUCCUACUCAUAUUCUGCUCUGUCAGUUUUCUCAUUCUGGUUUUAGUUAAUGUGUUUUCUAACUGCUUUACCGUGAACUUCUUCCAACUGACACGGACGGACCAUAAUUUGGCGUGAUUGCUUAUUCCAGUGAUUUUGUUUCCCACCCUCAUGAUGCCGCUUUACGAUUCUUUAUGCAUGUUUACUAGAGUCUGGUUCGGUUUUUCCGUUGUUACGAAAUUUACUUCUGGAUAACACAUUGAAAUUUUAAACACAAUUGAUUUUCUCUAACGUCUAUUUCUCAGAGGUAAUUUAAC
This is a messenger RNA of Blastomyces dermatitidis ER-3, 3549 nucleotides long. RefSeq lists its product as uncharacterized. The record is from RefSeq and is a predicted model, not a curated record. Lineage: Eukaryota; Fungi; Ascomycota; Eurotiomycetes; Onygenales; Ajellomycetaceae. The coding region runs from base 1111 to 2787 and encodes 558 amino acids. The transcript is spliced from 4 exons.